Molecule: messenger RNA, 1032 nt
Organism: Coprinopsis cinerea okayama7#130
Lineage: Eukaryota; Fungi; Basidiomycota; Agaricomycetes; Agaricales; Psathyrellaceae
Exons: 1
Coding region: 1-1032 (343 amino acids)
Source: RefSeq, a predicted model, not a curated record
AUGAUUCCAACCAGUGCUAAUGCCAAUCCCUCUACGCCUCCGUCGAGCCUCCAACGACGACGCUAUGACUGCCAUACCUCUCCUAUCGUUGACCGAUACCUUGGUCGGGUUAGUAGUAGCGGAAGCCGCCUCCCCUCCACCUCGCCCCGUCACCACCCUACACGCGGAAAAAGCCAAACGCAAAGGCUAAAAAAUUCAUUUCCGGACGACGUCUUCAUCGAAGGUUGUUCGACGAGCCCGCUUUCAAGCUCUUCCCUUUCCCCUUUCACUUCGCAUAUUCCUUGGUCUUCGGCUUCACCAACAAAUUCGGCUUCCACAUUCCCUUCCGCUUCCUCUUCGACUUCUUCUUCCCCUUCCCGUGGUCGCCUAAGCGCCGCCGAAGUAGAACGCAGAUUUCUGCGUGAUUCGCUCGCUCGCAACGAUCAACUACCUGCGACACCCCAGAAGAGUCUAAAGGCCUCCAAGUCCGAGAGGGCGCAACGGGUGCUUGAACCGCAAGCUGGGUUCGAUUCUUUGUUUGGAGCUAGAGGUAGAACGAUUUAUGGGACGUUUGGAGGGGAUGGGGGUCUGGGUCAUGGUGGAUCGAUAGCAUCGUCAUCAACAGCAUCGUCAUGCUCAUCACCAUCAUCGAGUUUACCUCUACCAUCGACACCUCCACGGCGUAGUAGUAAUACGAAUCGUCGGUGGAAUCCUUAUCCCACUCCGACAUCAACGUCGAAAAGGCACAGGGCGGAGGCUAGUCCGGAAAGGAGUGCCUGUGUGACGCCGCCACCGUUGCAAUAUGCGGAUACUUUCAAGGAGGAGGGAGUCACGUCGCCUGGAUUGCCUGCCUCACCUGGAGGAUCCUCGGACUCGUCGAGCGAUGAGGAAGAGGAACCGACUCCAAUCGUGACGAAAGAGCCAGAAGUGAAAGUUGUGGACGAGACGGAGUGUCCCCCGGGAUGCGUGUGCACGGGGUGCACGUUGGUUGGGGAGCUUUUCUCAUCUUUUAUUGACGUGACGCAGUGUGACGAGGAGUGGUGGAAGGUUUAG